CGGGUCGACGCGGGGGAGUGAGCACUCGUCCGCCUCGGGAGAUUGUUGGUGGGGGAGUGGGGAGGAUGCAGAAGGACAAUUGAGCCGUGGCGCGAGAAGGGAAGAGGAGGACGAGGGAGGAGGAGGAGGAGGGAUCCGAGAGUGUGUGUGGGCGCCUUGGGCUAGCCUCGCUCGCCUCUUUCUUUCCUUUUGGGAUUAUGACGAUCAGAGCGCGACGCAAUUCGAGGCGGGCAUCGGGAGUGGGCAAGGCACAACAGUUGUGAAAGCCGGUUCGCCUUUUUUAUCUUCCCCACCUGCUCGGUGGUGGUGCGAUGACACUACUUCUCCCGGAUGAGAGAAUCUCCCUGCGCUGAUUUGGUGUUUAAUUCGCGCACUCAAGCGGCUGUUUAUAGGCGUCGCUAAUUUACAGCAUCCUUGAAGGCCUCGACGACCAUCCCUCGGACAGCAGACGUUGCAGCGAAGGAAAGGAAGGGGAAGUGAGUGGAGGGGAAGGGAGGGGAGGGCCUCGCACACGGCAGAGCAGGAAAGGGUCGGGGUCUAGUCUGCGGGACUUGCAGGACGACGCCACAGAUUGUUCCCUCGUGACUAUCUUGUUUGCUUCUGCUCCGCUCUCCGGCCACUGGGCUCUGCGGAGAGCUUUUCGACGCCCGUCGACGAAUCGGGCCUCCUAGUUAGGUAGCGUAGGAUGGGAAGCGCGAGAUAGAGCAAUUCAAACUGUCAUGUCACUUGAAAGCGGGUUUCUUUGCGGGUCAUGAGGAGCUCUGGGUCAAGGCGGUGAAAUGACGAGAGAAGAGAAGAAUCUGUGGAAUUGCCACCAUGGAAGAACAGUAUGCUGAAUAUGGACAGCUGGAUAAUGACGUGAGUCCUUAAGGUGCCGGGAACUCUUACGGAAAUUCGAUCGUUGUUUCUGUUCAAGUGGAAACAAUACCAUCUGUUGAUCAAGAAGAGAGUAGUGCAGUUCCGGAGACGACAGGACAGAGAUACUCACAGAUUAGGCCGCGUUAUGGGGGGGAUGUGCUGCUGUCCAGGCCGAGAGGAUUUUGAGGACAUAACUUCAUAUCCCAAUGGGAGCUUGUAUCAGAACUGCUAUUGCCUUCGCUGCUGCGUACGAUGGUGUUUACGCAUGUACGCUUCAUGGUUUGAUCCUGGUGAAGGACGGGACACGUCACCUGCAAUACAAGGAGUUCCGACUUCUCCAGCAGCAGGGCUCUUAGAAGCUGAACAUUUGCGAAGGAGCAAUAAUGGUGACGGAGGGGGCGAAGCGCUUACUCAGUUCCUGGGACGCGGAGGGCAAGGUGAAUUUGAUGAGCUGCCGCAGACAUUUAGACCUGAAUCUCCGGGGAAGCGCCAACCUUCAAAAGGAAUGGGACGGAAUGAGUCUCUGACUAACCUGGAUAUGGAUGAUGACGUCUGCCCAACUUGUCUGGACGGCUAUAAUACCGAAAACCCAAAAAUUCCCACUGCUUGUGGACACCACUUCCAUCUUGGGUGCAUUUACGAAUGGAUGGAACGAAGCAAACGCUGCCCAAUGUGCGAUAAGGAAAUGAUCUUCAGCGAGAACGUGUAAGGAGACUGGGCUUGUUGGCCUCCUAACGUUUUCAUCUCCAGAGUCACCUUUUGAGUUGCUAGCUCAAGAUUGACGUGAGAUGCGUUGACUACUAAUUACUCUGAAGGGUAUACUCCAGAACUUAUUUGAGUUGGUUAGUUUCCAGCCAGCUAGGGCUUGUGUGAUGAGGGAGCAAUCUUGUCGAAAAAACUUGUACAUAAUCUCAAAAUGUAAAGUGGGAGGAGCAUGACGGUCCAAAACUCCCAAGUCAUGUGAUCCCCUAUUUAUGUGGCUUGCAACGGCCAGGGACGUGGCCAUCUACGCAAAUUUACUCCGAAAAUUGAUAAUCUGUCGCCUUGUGACUCGUUUGUAUGG
Messenger RNA from Marchantia polymorpha subsp. ruderalis, 1921 nucleotides. NCBI's taxonomy places the organism in Eukaryota, Viridiplantae, Streptophyta, Marchantiopsida, Marchantiales, Marchantiaceae. The record is from the annotation of a GenBank genome assembly.